Messenger RNA from Aedes albopictus (Asian tiger mosquito), 1724 nucleotides. RefSeq names its product TBC1 domain family member 5 homolog A-like. Gene Ontology annotation, molecular function: GTPase activator activity. NCBI's taxonomy places the organism in Eukaryota, Metazoa, Arthropoda, Insecta, Diptera, Culicidae. The record is from RefSeq and is a predicted model, not a curated record. Gene Ontology annotation, biological process: activation of GTPase activity.
AAAUCUCAUAGCGGUUCUCGAUCCAAAUCAUCUCGAAAAGGAUUCUUUCGCAAUUUUCUCCAAAAUCAUGGACAAGAUCGCAUCCUUCUACCGUAUCACAGAUCUGGUUCCCACGGCUACCGGGUACUUCCCAGUGGUUACCCCCGCCUCUCCUUCAUCCAGCCCCGAUCCGGCUUCGAGCGUUUCCAAACGGAAACCGGAAAUCGAAGUGGUCGAAAAGCUUAACUACAUAAAGGACCGAAUUCUUGUCAAGGAGGAUCUGCAUCUUCACAAUCACCUACUGAAACUGGACAUUCCAUUGGCGCUUUUCGGCAUCCGGUGGCUCCGGUUGCUGUUCGGAAGGGAAUUCGCACUGCAGGAUCUGCUACUGCUGUGGGACGCCAUCUUUGGUGAUAGCGAAGAACUUAGCCUGAUCAAUUUUAUCGUCGUUGCAAUGUUAAUUAGGAUAAGAGAUAAAUUGAUCUACAGUGAUUAUACGACUUGCCUGACGUACUUAAUGCGCUAUCCGACGAAUGCCGAUGUAUCCCUGAUCAUUCGUCAUGCCUUGCACAUGAAGUCACCCAAGAUCUACGAGCGUCCACCUGGGGCGAUGAUCUACGUUUCUUCGCCGAAGAAACCUCUACAGCAACCUGUGAUGCGUUCCAAGAACAUUGAAAUGGAUUAUCUAAAAUACUCGACGUUGCCAACUGUGCCGAAACGGCAUGUGGCGUCGUCGUCUGAACAAUCUCUCGGUCGGACAAGCGAACGGAUACGCACGUCGUCCCUACCUCGUAACGCUGGAUCCAGCUCAGGGAGGAAUUCAACAGCAUUUGAGUUGAGAGAAAAGGCCGCUAUGGCAGCCAAAAAGGCGGCUGCCGCGUCCAAUCAGGCAGAUGUUCUCAAAGAUUCCAACGUUAGCGACGGAUAUUUAGAAGAUGACCCAGAACUUUUAAAAAUUGAACUUCAAGAAGCCUAUAACAUCAUGUCCGUAAGCCGGACGAAACUUUUGCAAUACCUCCAGGUUCUUCGGCGUCACACUCAGCCGGGGAAUCCGACGGGCCGAGUUCAGCAAUCUCUCGAAGGCAUAGAAGAGAUAUGUUCUCUCCUAAAACCUCGCUACGACACAGUAUUUCGAGCACCAGUUCCAAUUGACGCUGCAACGGAGGCCAAUGAAGACCAUUCCCACGCGAGUCGUUCUGCGAUGGCAACUUCAGCCGUCCAACGGCUACAGACCCCGCCCACCAGCCUUAACCUGCAACGGUCGUACAACUACGACCUGGACUGUAGGCGAAACAGUGCAGCUAGCGUGUCGCAGUACGAGAUACCGGAGGACCGUUACAGUGGGAUCGCCACGAAAAAGCUUGCCAACCGGAAGGAGGUCGAAAUGCACGUUUUCGAGCAGGAUUUUACCGAUCGCACCCGGCGGAUAGACGACAAGGAGUUCCCCUCCGCUAAUCCCCUCAGGACCGGACGUCGCAGCUCCGAAUGACGAUAGCUGGGAUGAUCUAGCAUUACUUGCAGGGGCCUACACACGAGUAUUACACACGUUGGUUAACAUAUACCUAACACUACGUCGACAUCGCAACUAGCUAGCAGCAGAGGGAGAUAGUCCUUCGAGACGAAUACAAUAAUUUAUACACAUUGUGAGUAGCGGCACGGCCUAUAUACCUACUAUCGAUUAUUUCCUGUUAAGUCGCGCGGACAAGUUUCUUAUCUUUGAACAAAUAAAUGCAGUUAAUGGCUUA